AGCAAGUAACCUUCCAGUUGAUGCUGACGGUGGGAGCAGCGGUGAUUGGCUCGCUGCAGUUCGGUUACAACACCGGUGUCAUCAACGCCCCUCAGAAGGUGAGUCCACAGGGAUGAGAUUGGGUGGGGAGGUGGGGCUGAUGUGUCUGAUCAGAAUCGGGUGGGGAAGGCUUGUCUAUAGUUAUCCCACCGACACCGUUUUUGAAUCGUCCCCCUGCCCCUGCCCCUGCCCCUGUGCCAGUCUAGGCCAGUCAAGAUGUUCCCUGCAACACCUGAAAAGAAGGGGGCUAAUAAUAACUCGAUGUAGGCCUAUCUCGUCCAAGGCACUGUCUAUUAGAGGACCUCUGUGACGUGAUUCAUGUGUAAAGGAGUGUUUCCAUGCCCCAAAAGGGCUCAGCCUGCUGGACUGUAGGUAAAGAGACACCCAGGAGAGUGCUACUCACUCCGUUAAAGGGAACAUAAUUUAGGAGCUCUCAGUGAGAUCUGACUCCAUCAAUUAAAUUAACCUAUUUUCCAUUAACUUAAACAAAAUGAGUUUCUUUGACCCUACUCCUUCAAACUGUUGCACAUAUACAGUGGGGAAAAAAGUAUUUAGUCAGCCACCAAUUGUGCAAGUUCUCCCACUUAAAAAGAUGAGAGAGGCCUGUAAUUUUCAUCAUAGGUACACGUCAACUAUGACAGACAAAAUGAGAAAAAAAAUCCUGAAAAAUCACAUUGUAGGAUUUUUAAUGAAUUUAUUUGCAAAUUAUGGUGGAAAAUAAGUAUUUGGUCAAUAACAAAAGUUUCUCAAUACUUUGUUAUAUACCCUUUGUUGGCAAUGACACAGUUCAAACGUUUUCUGUAAGUCUUCACAAGGUUUUCACACACUGUUGCUGGUAUUUUGGCCCAUUCCUCCAUGCAGAUCUCCUCUAGAGCAGUGAUGUUUUGGGGCUGUCGCUGGGCAACACAGACUUUCAACUCCCUCCAAAGAUUUUCUAUGGGGUUGAGAUCUGGAGACUGGCUAGGCCACUCCAGGACCUUGAAAUGCUUCUUACGAAGCCACUCCUUCGUUGCCCGGGCGGUGUGUUUGGGAUCAUUGUCAUGCUGAAAGACCCAGCCACGUUUCAUCUUCAAUGCCCUUGCUGAUGGAAGGAGGUUUUCACUCAAAAUCUCACGAUACAUGGCCCCAUUCAUUCUUUCCUUUACACGGAUCAGUCAUCCUGGUCCCUUUGCAGAAAAACAGCUCCAAAGCAUGAUGUUUCCACCCCCAUGCUUCACAGUAGGUAUGGUGUUCUUUGGAUGCAACUCAGCAUUCUUUGUCCUCCAAACACGACGAGUUGAGUUUUUACCAAAAAGUUAUAUUUUGGUUUCAUCUGAAAUUCUCCCAAUCCUCUUCUGGAUCAUCCAAAUGCAUUUUAGAACACUUCAGACGGGCCUGGACAUGUACUGGCUUAAGCAGGGGGACACGUCUCGCACUGCAGGAUUUGAGUCCCUGGCGGCGUAGUGUGUUACUGAUGGUAGGCUUUGUUACUUUGGUCCCAGCUCUCUGCAGGUCAUUCACUAGGUCCCCUCGUGUGGUUCUGGGAUUUUUGCUCACCAUUCUUGUGAUCAUUUUGACCCCACGGGGUGAGAUCUUGCGUGGAGCCCCAGAUCGAGGGAGAUUAUCAGUGGUCUUGUAUGUCUUCCAUUUCCUAAUAAUUGCUCCCACAGUUGAUUUCUUCAAACCAAGCUGCUUACCUAUUGCAGAUUCAGUCUUCCCAGCCUGGUGCAGGUCUACAAUUUAGUUUCUGGUGUCCUUUGACAGCUCUUUGGUCUUGGCCAUAGUGGAGUUUGGAGUGUGACUGUUUGAGGUUGUGGACAGGUGUCUUUUAUACUGAUAACAAGUUCAAACAGGUGCCAUUAAUACAGGUAACGAGUGGAGGACAGAGGAGCCUCUUAAAGAAAAAGUUACAGGUCUGUGAGAGCCAGAAAUCUUGCUUGUUUGUAGGUGACCAAAUACUUAUUUUCCACCAUAAUUUGCAAAUAAAUUAAUAAAAAAUCCUACAAUGUGAUUUUCUGGAAUUUUCUUUCUCAAUUUGUCUGUCAUAGUUGACGUGUACCUAUGAUGAAAAUUACAGGCCUCUCUCAUCUUUUUAAGUGGGAGAACUUGCACAAUUGGUGGCUGACUAAAUACUUUUUUUCCCCACUGUAAGUGUGUCCCCUGGACAGCUUUUUACUGUAGGUGCUAACUCUACAGAAUUGUUUUGUUUACUGAAAGCUCACAACAGCCUGGGGAUGUUAGGUCAUGUGGUCUAUAAGAAUCUCUUAAUUUAGGUAAAAGGGCUGAGCCAGACACAGUAAUGCUCUUUGUAUGAACAAACCUUCUGGCGCUCAGCUCGGCUCAAAGUUCCAGGUGCCUUGUUGCCCGGAUACUAGAGCCCGACCGAUAUAUCGGUUUUACUGAUAUUAUCAGCUGUUAUACCACAGCAUUGUUGAAUACUUGUUUCUGAUUGGCUAGAAGGGCAUUCUAGAAUGGACACAAACAGGUAACAGGAAAAGUUUGAAAAGAUAUCAGGAAAAAUGUUUUUGGUAUUUUACCCCCUUUUUCUCCCCAAUUUUGUGGUAUCCAAUUGGUAGUUACAGUCUUGUCCCAUCGCUACAACUCCCGUACGGACACAGGAGAGGCAAAGGUCGAGAGUCGUGUGUCCUCCGAAACACAACCCAAACUAGCCACACUGCUUUUUGAUACAGUGCCUGCUCAACCCGGAAGCCAGCCGCACCAAUGUGCCGGAGGAAAUACCGUACACCUGGCGACUGAGUCAGCGUGCACUGCGCCCGGCCCGCCACAGGAGUCGCUAGUGCGUGAUGGGACAAGGACAUCCCUGCCAGCUACUUUGCUGUUAUUCUGGCUGCAGAGGUCGUGACUGUGUUAGCCAUAGCUAGUUGGCUAGCUAGCAAGCAAGGGAUAAGAACGUUGCCACUGAGCAUGGCAACAGAACAUAAAGAACGAACGACUGGGUCACGUCCAUAAAUAUCAAACCAAUCGAACGACUAGCAAACAAAAGAUGAGAAAGUAUGAAUUUGCUUAUAAAAAUGAAUGUCCUGAUGGCUACCUUGCGCUGCCAUUGUUGUCUGUUGUAAAUUGUAAAGUUGUAAAUUGUAAAGUGGUUAUCCCACUGGCUAUAGGGUGAACGCACCAAUUGGUGAGUCGCUCUGGAUAAGAGCGUCUGCUAAAUGACGUAAAUGUGCCCUUGAGCAAGGCACUUAACCCUAAUUGCUCCUGUAAGUCGCUCUGGAUAAGAGCGUCUGCUAAAUGACUAAAAUGUAAUGAUGUAAAUGUCUGUGAUCCAGCACGGUUUUACUUUAUUUUAUAGUACUACUGAUAUUGAUACUUCAUACAGUGCCUUCAGAAAGUAUUCACAGCCCUUUACUUUUUCCACAUUUUGUUGUGUUACAAAGUGAGAUUAAAAUCGAUUUAAUUGCCAUUUGUUGUCAACAAUCUACACAAAAUACUCUGUAAUGUCAGUGGAAGAAAAAUUCUAACAUUUGUAAAAAAAAAAUAUGAAAAAUAAAACACUAAUACUGAAAGCACACUGACACAUGCUCAGUAAUACCACACAAUGCCACAGCUGUUUAGUAGCAACAUACAGAGUGCAGGGAAGUCUUCACAGAAACGAUAGCGUUGCUGAGCAUAGAGACACAUCCAGAUUCAGGAUAAAUGUGAUAACAGCAUUACUACUGUAUAUGGAGACCCUAGAUUAUCCCCAACCCACCUCGCCCUCACUCCCUCUCUCUCUUUCUCUAUGAUUAGGGAUGGAGCGUUGCUGGUUGUUGUGACGCAGGCCCUCCACUCUAAAGAGUGCAGCACUGAUUAGAUUAGGUGUCUCUCAAGGGCCCUGGGCUGCUGGCCUGUUUGUCCUCUUACCUCUCUUCCCGCUCCAAAUUGGGCACCUUGUAACACAGACAGACCUGACCGCCUGCCCAGCCAAGAGUCCACAGAGACAGUAACACUUUAAUCAGAACAGGGUCACCGGUCAUGAAUGAACAGUGUAUUUCAUUGUGUCCAGGUGCUUGCUAGGUCUUGGGUCAGACACCAGCCUAUUCAGAGCAAAUCAAGGAUAUGAAAUCAAGGACAGCCAUUCUCUAUCUGUAAGAAUUUAUUUUAUUGAACACUAUUAACAGUGUUAGGCUGACUAGGCUAGGCUAUAUUAGAUUUGUCAUCACUUUUUUGCAGAAUAAUUAGGAUAACUUUCUGGGUCUGUAUAAUUUAUGCCAGACCCUAUGUCAUAUCUUGAACAGCCUACCCCUCAGCUGACUUAAACAUACAUUAGCAGUUCUAUAUGAAUCACUCAGCGUUAUGUAAGUAUCUGUAAAAAAAGUAUAUUGUAUAAUCUAUCAGCAAAGCACAUGACAGGAGCCAGCAGUGAUAUUUGGGAGGGGAGGACAGGAGGAGGCAGUACUAGAGGUGCUAGAUAGAGGGCACAUUCCUCCCAGCCUGUACUACUUAACUUCCAUCACACGCUGGGCGGACUUAUGUAUGUUUGGCAACACUGAUAAGUCACUGUGGGGGAAGGGGCUGAAACCCAACACCUCGCUCUUUCAUAAACUUCCUUGUUGAUGGAAAAUGAGGGGCGCGUUCAGCAGGACGCAACUUUUUGGAACGUUCAGAUAUAAAAAUGCAAUGUAGAACAAACAUGCAUCUCUGACAUGUAGAAUAAGAAAUCAUGUCGGCUCUAUUUGUGGUCAUUCUAUCUACAACAUUCAGAACGUUUUCAUACGAAACAUGGCCCUGAAAUCCAAUCCUAUACCGUCAUCUACUGGCCAGACACCAAAAUAGCAGCCGCCCGGGCCAAUGGCAAUGAGGACAAGGAAACACUUUAUUUUUUACUGUCUCUUCAGUUAAAAAAGCAAAUUAACAUUUGACUGUGGUUUCUUUCUUUGGCACCGUUUCGUUCUUUGGCAUUGUUUUAAGCUGGCGUUGUUUUCUUCCCUUCUCUGCUAGGUUAUUGAGAGCUUCCUCAACGAUACAUGGAGAAAACGCUACAAUGAGAAUAUCACCAAGACCUCCCUCACCACCCUGUGGUCCGUCUCCGUCGCCAUCUUCUCUGUCGGUGGUAUCUUCGGCUCCUUCUCCGUGGGCCUGUUUGUCAACCGCUUUGGCAGGUAAAUACGUCACUUCACAAUGUUUAUUUACAACUGUGUUAUGUGAGAUGAUAUUACAUAGAUGGCCUAUGUACUGUAUAAUAUCUGUGACAUGUAAAGGUUUGUACAGUAAUUGGACUGUAAUUGACAUGUCUACAGGAGGAACUCCAUGCUGAUGGCCAACGUGCUGGCCUUUGUCUCCGCUGCUUUCAUGGGCUUCUCUAAGAUGGGUGGCUCGUGGGAGAUGCUGAUCAUCGGGCGCUUCGUGGUGGGACUUUACUCCGGCCUCUCCACUGGCUUUGUACCCAUGUACGUGGGUGAGGUGGCCCCCACUGCCCUUCGAGGAGCCCUGGGUACCCUCCACCAGCUGGGCAUUGUCAUGGGCAUCCUGAUGGCACAGGUCAGUGCCAGUGGCAACAUGGAUAUUAUAUGGAGAAUAAUGGAUGAUAUGUAUGCUUUUACAAAGGGUUCUCUAUGAGAGUUGUGCUACAUAAUCUUAUUUUUUAACCUUUAUUUUGACAGGGAGUCAUGCUGAGACCAAGGUCUCAUUUACAGAUGAGCCCAGUAAUUACAAAAAUAUACACAUAAAUACACUACGAAAGCAAAACAGAGAUACAAAACACAAUCAUAGAAAACAAAUAAAUGUUUCAAUAAAUAGGUCCUCAAUCAGCCAUCUGAACUGCCCUAGAAGCACCAAAUCAUGACAUUAACGAUUUUGGAGAUUAUUCCGCAAGUAACGUGCAAAAAACCUAAAAGCAGAUUUACCGCUCAGUUGAUAGAACAUGGCGCUUGCAACGCCAGGAUAGUGGGUUUGAUUCCUGGGAUCACGUAAAAUGUAUGCAUGCAUGAUUGUAAGUCUAUUUGGAUAAAAACGUCUGCUAAAUGGCAUACAUUAUUAUUAUUAUUAUUAUUAUAGAUCGAAGGGAUCUCCAGAGUUAGCCAUUCCUGAGACUGGGUCGGUCUGGUAGCUCGUACGUCUUUAGGUUAACAAUGAAGUAAGGUACGGCGGAAGUUUGCACAAGAGGGCUUAAUCGGAUGGUGGUCUAACUAUGUGUUGUGGUUCAGGUGUUUGGCAUGGAUGCCUUAAUGGGGAACAAUGAUCUGUGGCCCUUCCUGCUGGGCUUCACCUUCAUCCCAGCCCUGGUGCAGUGUGCCCUGUUGCCCUUCUGCCCCGAGAGCCCCCGCUUCCUCCUCAUCAACCGCAACGAGGAGAACAAGGCCAAAACUGGUGAGUAGAGUACAUUUACACACAAACACACAUUCAUACGCUUUAUGUAAUCAGUUCAGCCAAUUUCAGGUCUGUCAAUUUGAAUGAGUUGAAAAUAUUCCUCAUCUAAAAUAAUAGCACAUUUUCAAUUCAUUAGUUGAAUUUAAACUUAUCCCCUGAAUUGUUUGAAUUGACCAGGUAUCGAGUGACCCAACCCAGACUGUAAUGUAGCCUCCUAUUCUCUCUCUGUCCCUGUAAGUCCUGAAGAAGCUGCGUGGGACCACAGACGUGAGUGCAGACAUGCAGGAGAUGAAGGAGGAGGCCAGGCAGAUGAUGAGGGAGAAGAAGGUGACCAUCCUGGAGCUGUUCCGCUCGCCACUCUACCGCCAGCCCAUCUUCAUCGCCAUCAUGCUCCAGCUCUCCCAGCAGCUGUCUGGCAUCAACGCUGUGAGUCACCUCUCAUACUUCUCACCCCAAACACACACUCCAUAUACACAAACACGUAUGCUAACAUGUCUAUUUUCUAACUCUAAACUGUGUUUUUGGUGUCCUCCAGAUUUUCUACUAUUCUACCCGUAUCUUUGAGAAGGCCGGAGUUGCUCAGCCUGUUUAUGCUACAAUUGGUGCCGGCGUGGUCAACACAGCCUUCACUGUGGUGUCGGUGAGUAACUAUGGCAGAUGCUGGUGUGUUUGUGUCAUUUUUGGUGCGCAUGAUGCAUGAUGAACCACAUUUGUGUUUGGACAGUACAACUCAACCCUAUCUCCGUUCCUCAGCUGUUUGUGGUGGAGCGCGCUGGACGCAGGUCUCUCCACCUGCUGGGGCUGAUUGGAAUGGCAGGCGCUGCCGUCCUGAUGACCAUCGCUCUGGCUCUGCUGGUACUUAGACAAACUACAACACAUUUCACAUAAUGCUAGCAGCUCUCAUAAGGAAUGAAUGAGGAAAAACACUUGUUAAUAUAAUAUGUAGCAUGAAUACCAGUAGUUUAACCCUCUGCUGUCUGUUUGUCCUCCAUCAGGACCAGCUGCCAUGGAUGUCCUACGUGAGUAUUGUGGCCAUAUUUGCCUUCGUAGCGUUCUUUGAGAUCGGCCCGGGUCCCAUCCCCUGGUUCAUCGUGGCUGAGCUGUUCUCCCAGGGACCCCGGCCCUCGGCCUUCGCUGUGGCUGGCUUCUCCAACUGGACUGCCAACUUCAUAGUGGGCAUGGCCUUCCAGUAUGUAGAGGUAAGCACUGAGCACAACCUUGUUAGUCAGAUGCUCAACAUGGUAGAUGUUGUAGAAAUACUAAUCUUGAUAUAUGUGAACUGGUAGUUUGAAUACAUGUUUGUUUGGAGCCCACUGCUUAAUAAACAGAGUCAUCAAUGUUCUCUCUCCUUCUCUACACCUUCUCACCCUACAGGAGUUGUGUGGCCCUUAUGUCUUCGUCAUCUUCACCAUACUGCUGCUCAGCUUCUUCAUCUUCACCUACUUCAAGGUGCCUGAGACCAAGGGCCGGACGUUUGACGAGAUCUCGGCCGGGUUCCGCCAGUCGGCUGGCACUGGGGGAGAGAAGCACUCGCCGGAGGAGCUCAACAGCCUGGGGGCUGACUCUCAGCUCUGAGCACCUGUCCCUCCCCUCUCCUCUCGUUCCACACCCCCUGAUGAGGCCCGGCCCUGAACCCUCCCUGACCACCCCAACCUGAGGGGACUACUCACUAACUGCGUGAAAACUACUAAACUGACACACUGGUUGUCAUUACAUUUCAGGCAUCUUCACCAAGCUGAGAACAGAUGCCCCGAUCCCCCCUCCCGAUCCCCUGUCUCAAUGUCUCUAGCUCCUUUCUCUUCUCAUCACAACACAAACUUGGUGUGAGCAGGGACAUGGGUGGAAGAGGGUGGCUUGGAAUGGUAGAUGGUUAGAAGAAGGAAAAGGGGGGUCUUCAAUUACACAACGUCAAAUGCUAAGUAACCUUUACUUUAUUUUCUCUUGCCUUACUCAUUUUGUCGGUUUAGAUAUCCAUGCUUAUGUCCCUUAUGCAGGUCUCAGUACUUCUCAUUGUAAGGGAUGAUUUUAAAGUUCAGAAUUUGUGUUUUUGUUCCCUUUGAUACUUGAUGAGACAGAGCAUACUGUAUAGCAACACUGUAGCCACAGCAAAUUUGAGCAAUUGGUGUGGAAUUGAAAUAUGACAUUUGUACUGUUUUCCAACAGGGGGAGCAGUCCUCAAUAAAAGGCCUUCUACUGUAUUGUACCGCAACUACACUUGCUUUGCCAGUCCAGAGGGACUAAACCACAACUAAUGGUUAUUCUGUUCCACAGAGGGAAUGUCUGAGGCUACAUAUAACAAUAUGUAUGUCUUUAUUACACAGACUCUCUGUUUAUGACCUACAUUAUUUACUGGAACAAUCAAGACCUUCAAGACAUUGCAUGCCAUGUAAAUCUUUUUUUGAACUUCUGUCCAGAUAGGUUUUUGAUUAUUUUAGGAAUAUUUGUUUCUUAUGGAAAAAUAAAUGAAAUCAUGAAUAGUCGUUUUUUAUGAGGUUUAUUUCUUAGUGAAUUACAAGCACUGUUACAAAAAUGCCAUCAAACAUUGGGUGAAUACUUUUGGGCUGUAAGUAUGUGUACAUUUUAUAUUUCAUUCCCAAGCUUUUAGACCAUUUGGGGUCAGACUCCCAACUAAUGUUCUAUGUUUAUAGAAAAGUAGUGAUUUUUGUUAUUGUAACUCCACAAUUAUUUUGCAUAGUUCAGCACUGUAGGGGCUGCUAUCUUGUUCAAUGAUGUUUUGUGACACAUAGCUGACAACCCUGUAUAAUUGGCUGAUUCAGCCGACACCACCUCUUGAUGUAGAGGUUCCUGCCUAUGACUGCUGUGCCACUUCAAGAAGGUUUCCUUUCUUGUUAUAAGGCAUUUUGAGGAAAGUUGUCUUUUUAGAAGCAUUUUAUCAUCCACAGUGUUGGUUGUGUUGUCACAAAAAAUAUUCCAUAAUAGUAGUUGGAGCAUGGCUCAAAACAUUCUACAAAAUAUGGAACCCCGUUAUGUUACUGCAAAGAGACUGGGUUAGAUGUCAUUGUUAUUAUUAUUAUUAUUAUUAUUAUUAUUAUUAUUAUUGUUUUU
Coregonus sp. 'balchen' is the source of this 9393-nucleotide messenger RNA. Lineage: Eukaryota; Metazoa; Chordata; Actinopteri; Salmoniformes; Salmonidae. The record is from the annotation of a GenBank genome assembly.